AUGACGAGCUUUGGAAGACGCAGUACCGAUGGUCACGACGGAUAUGGGUUCACUCAUCCCAUCGCAUUGCCCGGUCCUUACUCUCACGGAGAUGCUCAUGAAUAUGACACAAAUGGGGUAGAUUCAUUUAGCUAUGCACAGCAUUCCAUCAGUCCUUACCAGGCUCCCUUCAAUGGGCCGUACAACCAGCAAUCUGACCUGAGGAACUCACAGCAUGUGUCUCCGCUUUAUUCGGCCUCUCAGUCCGUUCCACCAACACCAGCACCUGAUCAGCUCAGGUAUAGACAUCAACCAUCUCAGUAUAUGUCGCACUCCCGAUAUAUCCAAUCGCCAAGAUACUUGCCUAUCCGUGAAGUUUUGGAUUCAGAUAUCGAAAGCCAAGAGUCUCGCAAUGAGGGGACAAUGUUGUCUGAACCUAUCAUUCCACCGCUGAAUGGGUUUCCUGAUGUGAGAGAGUUUGAUCAGCUGAUGAGGAGCUAUGUUGACGACCUAUCCAUCAAGAAGCAAGACAAGGCUCUGAUACAUUCCAAAAGAGCAAGAAAUAUCAGAUCCGUCCUGAUAGAUCCGAAAGACACAGCGGUCGAGUCGGCUCAAUUCAGAUUCUGGGUCAAGAAGAUGUUUAAACUUCAGGCAAUCGGCAUCGGCAGUUCAGAGUGCAGGAAGAUGAUAUGUCACGAAGGAAAGCCUGUGGCAAUCCGAGAAAAACUUUUUAAAAUUUUGACCAAGGCUCAUCAGCAAUGCCAGCACGGUGGUCGCGAUAAAACGUCAGCCCAGGUUCGAAAAAUAUAUUCAUGGGUUCCAAAGGAGCUUAUAUCACGCUUUGUCAAGAUCUGCCCGACAUGUCAAGUGCGUCGUGGAGCCUCGCGUUUGACGCCGCCCAACUCUCGUCGAGGGUCCCCCCGCCUGGAAUUACUUUCUCGCUCUCCUAGGCUUCUCUCCCCGCCAAGUUCCAGGCGCGAUUCCGCCUUCAGCGGUCACCUGUCACUAGAUAGGUCACAGACGGAGUAUUACAAUCAAGUGCAUGGUCAAAUGUCCUGGAUGGACAGCCAGCAUACCUUGGAUGGUAGGCCGAUUUUCAAUGCUGGGCCCACGGGCUCCCUAGGGGGGGGGAUUCUUCAUACGUUGCAGAAUUCAUUGUCUAUGACGUUAGAUCCCUAUGUUGGUGCUGAUCUGUCCUCCCCCCAUAUAAAUUACAGUUCUGGAUACGUUUCUCCCCAUGACAGCUCUAGGCCAUAA
Messenger RNA from Penicilliopsis zonata CBS 506.65, 1236 nucleotides. RefSeq lists its product as hypothetical. Lineage: Eukaryota; Fungi; Ascomycota; Eurotiomycetes; Eurotiales; Aspergillaceae. The transcript has 5 exons. The record is from RefSeq and is a predicted model, not a curated record. The coding region runs from base 1 to 1236 and encodes 411 amino acids.